Molecule: messenger RNA, 1851 nt
Organism: Trematomus bernacchii (emerald rockcod)
Lineage: Eukaryota; Metazoa; Chordata; Actinopteri; Perciformes; Nototheniidae
Gene: dnal1
Product: dynein, axonemal, light chain 1
Exons: 8
Coding region: 68-652 (194 amino acids)
Cellular component (GO): cytoplasm
Molecular function (GO): protein kinase binding
Source: RefSeq, a predicted model, not a curated record
AAAUGCGCAUGCGCAGCUUGUAGGUUGCCUGCCUGGCAGUGCCAUAGCAACCAGGGCAGACAUCAACAUGCAGGCCAAAGCAACGACAGUGAGAGAAGCACUGGCUAAGUGGGAGGAGAAGUCAGGGGAGAAAGCGGGUGAGACUAAAGCCGUCAAACUGUAUGGUCAGGUUCCUCCUAUAGAGAAGAUGGACCCCUCCCUCUCUACGCUCACCAACUGCGAGAAGCUCUCUCUGUCCACAAACUGCAUUGAAAAAAUAACCAAUCUCAACGGCCUGAAACACUUGAAGAUAUUGUCAUUAGGAAGAAAUAAUAUAAAGGCCCUUACUGGGCUGGAGUCCGUAGGGGAGACAUUAGAAGAGCUGUGGAUCUCCUAUAACUUGAUAGAGAAACUGAAGGGUGUCCAGUCCUUGAAGAACCUCAAAGUCCUCUACAUGUCCAACAACCUGGUCAAAGAAUGGGGAGAGUUUGUGAGGCUAGCUGACCUGCCCUGCCUGGUAGACCUGGUGUUUGUGGGAAAUCCUCUGGAGGACAAGCACUCAUCUGAAGGGACCUGGAUGGAUGAAGCCUCCAAAAGACUUCCUAAUCUGAAGAAACUAGAUGGGACCCCAGUCAUCAAACCGGAAGUGGACGAAGGAGAUGGAGAAAGCUGAGAAGCGUAACCAUCUGCAAAACUAGAAUCACCUUUCCAAAGAGUCUUCCCUUUUUAAAGUUUUGUAUGGUUUGUCAUGGUGCUUUCCUUUAUACAAAAUGACUUUUACAACAGUACACCAAUAAAAGCACACACGUACAUUUUAGAACUAUGAAACAAUUAUUAAAUGGUUAAUACCUGCAGGCCUUGCGACCAUAAAAAAGGUUUUAAUGAGACCUUAUUAAAAGAUUCAAAAGUGUUGUUGUCAUAUGCACAAUAGCUACAGCGCAGUUGUUGGCAAUACAAACCCUAAGUCCUUCUGAAGGCUCCUCCAGCAAUGCAACAUUCAAUAUACUUUAGAAAUAAGAAUAAAAACACAUUAAAUAGUGCAAGUGACUAAUACAAAUGCAGAAUUGGAGAGAGGCUUAAUACACAGAAGCCUUCCAUCGCACCAUUUUAAACUGAAAAUUGAAACAGAACUAAUGUGGGCAAAAAAUACUUUUUAAACUUACAAUGUGUUUUUUUUUAUUGUCCUUGAUUUUGUAUGCAUCUCUAUGUACCUCUAGCAAGAACUAAAGCACAAUGUAGCACACACACACACACACACACACACACACACACACACACACACUAGUGAGUAAAGACAUGUGUGUGACCCCUCCAUAGUAUUUCUAUGGAGAUGUUGCCAAAUAAAGCUAAAUAUUAGCUCUAUGCUACAUUUACGUCAAAUUGGACAUUUCAUACUGUUUUUGCUAUCAGAAUUCUCGAAUACGCUGAAAUUAGGUUCUAUUACCAAACUAACUUCUCAGACGGUUAUUAGCAGUAGCAUUAAAUUAGGAGGUUACAUUUGUAUUUAUUAUUCUCAUGGGAUUUGAAGGCACCAUACUGUAUACAUCUACACCUCCCUAGCUCUUCAGAGUGAAAACUUGGAUGACCUAAAUAGAUCAGUUUGGCCCUGUGUUUGAGGUCAUGUAGUGUCUGUCAAGAGUUUUUGAAACUACUCUAUUUUCAGGCUUAAUUUUGGAUCAAUACAUUCUACAUUGUUCCUGUUCCUUGUGAUACCAAGGUUAAUGCAUGUAGCAUGUCUUCAUUAUUUACAUUACACAUUAUCUGUGUAAAAUUAUUUUCAUGUUUUAAAUUAUUCAGGUAGGUUUGUACAUACAAUUGUAAGAUGUUUUUUUUUAUGAUUUAGAUUUUUGAAAUAAAUACUGUUGAAGUAAA